CUUGCUUACCUUUACGUGUGUAGUACGGCGUACAGCUGCUUGUUUGCGAUAUUUUUUAGCAUCGUCGUCGUAUUUUCCGAGCAGCGAUUUUCCAUCGCUAAUGUUUCCUCGAUUAACCGAUCGCGUCGCGCACAGUUGAUGCUGUGCAGCCUGCAAACGGACGGUGGUGCUGCGUGGGUGUUUUUAUUUAGCUCAUCUCGUACGUACGAGAAACGAUCGCUAAAAACGCGCACCAAAUUUGCACGAUUGGCUCAGUGAGUGUAUAGCCAGCGAAAGUGCCAGAGAGGUACACCAGUGGAAAUUCGUCGCAGAUCAACCUGCGUCGCGUAGUCGGAAAAUUCCUCGCACGCGCUUUACGAGAACGUUCAGUGAAAGACUAGCUCUCAUUUCAUAACAUUGGCAGUGAAAAAAUAACGAGUACUCCCAGCUUCCGAAAUUGGAGGAUUUAGCUAGUACGGCGUGUACCGCUUUCAGUGACCGAAUGGAGGAGGAUACGGUUAAGGAAGCAAAUCUUCCCCGCGGUCGGGAGUUCAGCAAGCUGUCGCUGGUGCACCGUGUCUAUUUUGCCUGCAAAGAUGGGUUUGCAAAGCUACUGCUGGCCACUCUCAAGGAUAUUAGCUGCGAGCACGAUCGACGGGCCAUCGUUGAGCAGGAAAUAUGCGAAGAUGACAACCAGAUUUAUACACCGCUUAUCGUCGCAGCGAUGAAUGGUCACUACGACGUAGUUCGUAUUCUGCUGACCCAAUUGCAGCCUAACCUGGAGAAAGAAGGUUGCGUUAAGUUCGACGGUCAUCUUAUCGAAGGAGCUUCCGCUUUAUGGGUAGCGGCCGGUGCUGGCCGUUUGAACAUCAUUAAACUGCUGGUCGAACACGGAGCCGACGUUAAUCAUCAUACGCGGAAUCUGUCCACCCCGGUACGAGCUGCCUGUUUCGAUGGUCGUCUGGACAUAAUCCGCUACCUAGUAGAUCACAAGGCAAAUAUCAAUUUUGCCAAUGCUUACAACAAUACCUGCCUGAUGAUUGCCGCCUAUAAGGGCCAUGCCGAAGUUGUCGAAUAUUUACUGCAAAAUGACGCUCUACGGAAUGAACAAGCCAACUGUGGAGCCACCGCGUUGCAUUACGCAGCAGAGUGCGGCCACGUGGAUGUUUGUACCAUCCUGCUAGAUUAUGGAGCCGUAUUCAAAAGGAACGAAUACGGCAUGACACCGGUGAUCUGUGCUGCCGAAAGGACUAGAGAACCGGUCGUUCAACUUUUUGUUAACAGACCGAAUCUACUGACACGAGAGGAACAAAUAGAUGCGUUAGAACUGAUUGGUGCUUCCUUCGCCAACGACAAAGAUAACUACAGCUUAGUGAAAGCUUUCCACUACCUCAUAUCGGCGAUGGAACUGAGAUUUGAAGACAGUGAGAACAUCAUUCGAAAGCCUAUCUUGCCUUCUGUUCCUGCCUACGAGUAUUGGAUCGAGUGUCAAACGAUGCAGGACCUGCAGGCCAUUCGCUACAAUCAUAACUCUCUACACAUGGAAUCCCUCACAAUUCGGGAGCGCAUCCUUGGCCGACACUGUCCUGAGGUGGCCCAUUCUAUAGUGUUCCGUGGGGCCGUGUGUGCAGAUAACGGUAGAUUCGAUAGAUGCGAAAGUCUUUGGCUGCAUGCUAUGCGCCUGAAACAGCAGAAUGCCUUUUCAAUCCAGCGUGAUUUGCUCCGGUUUGCGCAACUGUUCUCACAAAUGCUCUCCAUUAACGUAACGUUACGGUUCAGUAAUGUUGUUGAUGUAUUGAGUGCGUGUGUGUCGGAACUAGCACUGAACCAACUGAAACUGGCCGAUCCUGGACCAAAGGAUAUACCGGAAGUGAUAGCAGAGGAAUAUGAACUGAACAUUGUGACAGUGUUGUAUCUGAUCACGAUAAUAACAAAACUUUUGAAAUUAAAGAGUAUUGAAGUUACGGAGGAGAAUCUGAUGGAUGUGUAUCGGUUGGUCUAUAAGCUAAACCAGAUGUCGGUGCGACUGAGAGACGACCAAUCACUCUUGCACCUGUCUGUAAAUGGAGUCACGCCAGUCGAUGAUUUUCACACGGAUGAUAUAUGCCGAUUUCCGUGUGUUGAUACCGUCAAGCUGUUGCUGAAAUGUGGUGCCUCCGUUGCUGUGGUUGAUGCCGAUCGAAAUACCCCACUGCAUACGCUCUGUUCUACGCUUCAAACUGCCAUCAUUCGGAUGUCCGAUAGUGAUGUAAAAGGAGUGGUCAAAGAUUUAACAGAAAUCUUUAUCGACGCCGGAAUUCACCUGGAUGCGGUCAACAACGACGGGCUGAAGGCGUCGCAGGUCUGCGUUCAGAAUUCAGUGGGAGCGUUCAUCAAGGGCUAUGAAACACGUGCAAUAAACUUGCAAUGUCUGGCUGCUCGGUGCAUAGCUUUACACCAUGUGUCUUUUAAGGAUGUGAUUCCUCGCCAGCUGGAGACAUUUGUACAGCUGCACUGUUCGGAAAAGUUUUAGGGACGGUGCCAGAUGCUUAACCAGUCUUCCAUGCCAACACAAAAAAAACGUAAUAAGCAAUGGUCUCUGUAGGUGCAAAGGUCAGAAGUUGCACAUAACGGUCAUAACUCCUUAUGGAUGCUUUUGGAAUGGCAGUACGUCUGUCAAUUCGGUAGCUAAAGUUUAAUAUUUGAUUCAACUUUUAUACAAUAAUUGUGAUUUCCGAGUGCAGCGUCAGGGCAAACCACAACGUGAGAACUCGAAGCAAAGUUUGUUUAAAUCUUCUCUAUUGUAUUACUACUUUAUUGUGGAGGACGGAUUUUUCUCGAAUGAAGUGAAGCCAUGAGAUUAUUUCUUCGAAAAUUACUGUGGUAAACGGAUAUUCUAAACAAUAGCGAAUAAAGUUGGUGAACUAUGUAUGUUCAAUGUUUGUGAAUAA
This is a messenger RNA of Wyeomyia smithii (pitcher-plant mosquito), 2909 nucleotides long. It is a transcript of the gene Fem-1, whose product is annotated as protein fem-1 homolog B. Gene Ontology annotation, biological process: iron ion transport; intracellular iron ion homeostasis. The transcript is spliced from 6 exons. The coding region runs from base 482 to 2491 and encodes 669 amino acids. The record is from RefSeq and is a predicted model, not a curated record. NCBI's taxonomy places the organism in Eukaryota, Metazoa, Arthropoda, Insecta, Diptera, Culicidae. Gene Ontology annotation, molecular function: ferric iron binding; protein binding.